Fusarium subglutinans is the source of this 1002-nucleotide messenger RNA. Its product is annotated as alpha beta hydrolase fold-3. The transcript has 5 exons. NCBI's taxonomy places the organism in Eukaryota, Fungi, Ascomycota, Sordariomycetes, Hypocreales, Nectriaceae. The coding region runs from base 1 to 1002 and encodes 333 amino acids. Gene Ontology annotation, molecular function: hydrolase activity. The record is from RefSeq and is a predicted model, not a curated record.
AUGUCUAUCCCUUGGAACGACGAUUCAGUCUUUGAGUCUUACAACAUCAUAGAAGAGACAUUCAAAACUGUCUCAUCUCAUGAUAUCAAAACAGCCAUUCUGAUCCCCAAGAACCUCAAGCCAGGUCACCACCCAAUCAUAUAUAACAUCCACGGUGGAUUUCUCGUCAUGGGAAGUGGUUUGUUCGCUCCUUUCUUCCCAAAAUGGGUUGACAAGCUUGCGCUCCAAAACUCUGCCAUCAUCGUCUCCCCCGACUACAGACUGUUACCUUCUGCAAAUGGUCUGGAUGAUGUGCUUGAGGAUGUCGAAGAUGGCUGGCAGUGGACAAAAAAUGAGUUGCCAGGUAUCUUGAAGGAGAAGGCCCCUGGUCAUUCUAUCGACCUUUCUCAUGUCCUCCUGGCUGGCGGAUCAGCUGGUGGAUACUGCUCUGUUCAGCUUGCCCUUUCUCAUCCCGCCGACUUUCACUCUCUUGCUGUCGUUUACCCUCUGUUGGACACCAAAGACAGACUUUACAUUCAAGGUGCACUCCCUGACGAGCCAACUGUGCUGCGCAUGCCGCUAGAAGAAAUCCCAUCAAUUGAAGAUACUCUAGCUUGGAUCGAAAAGAUGCGCAUAGAUCCCGAAUCAAGAGCUGGUUUAGAGAGAACUCCUUUCGCAGUCGCAGCCUGUCAGCGGGGUAUUUUCUCAUCUCACAUGCUGGACAACAAGGGUCUUGACAAGACAGAGUUCCAUCCUCUCGAACGAAUCGAAACUGGUGCGGAGUUGCCCAAGCAUAUAUGGAUCAUGCAUGGAGAUGAUGACUCGACAGUGCCUAUCCGCGGCUCUCAGAAGUUCAUUGAUCUCGUGGCUGAGAAACUACCAGAGACUGUUGUGCGGUAUGACCCUGUUGCUGGCGAGGAUCAUGGCUUUGAAUUUGAUGAGAAGAGAUGGGAGUCUUUUGCUGAUGAGGCACUUGCCUUUCUCACAGGCGGCAUACUCAGUAAAGCCAGCCAAUUCCAGUAA